Messenger RNA from Nannospalax galili (Upper Galilee mountains blind mole rat), 1191 nucleotides. RefSeq names its product ribosyldihydronicotinamide dehydrogenase [quinone]. The record is from RefSeq and is a predicted model, not a curated record. Gene Ontology annotation, cellular component: cytosol. Lineage: Eukaryota; Metazoa; Chordata; Mammalia; Rodentia; Spalacidae. Gene Ontology annotation, molecular function: NAD(P)H dehydrogenase (quinone) activity. The coding region runs from base 212 to 673 and encodes 153 amino acids. The transcript is spliced from 5 exons.
CCUGGGGGUGGGAUCCGGUGGCGGAAGUGGCCCGGACUCCAAGGUUCCGGCGCCCCGGACGGAAGGCAGGCUUUUAGGAAUUAGAGGCUCUGAACCUGGCACGGUCGCGCGUCCGUCCCUGAGAACGAGAGUGUUAGAGUCACCAAGGAGAGUGACAGUACCUGAAACCUCGGACUGCCACACCAAAUAAAAGAGUCCAUCUUCCUCCAACAUGGCAGGCAAGAAAGUGCUCAUCGUCUAUGCACACCAAGAACCCAAGUCCUUCAAUGGGUCCCUGAAGAAAGUGGCUAUUGAUGAACUGAGCAAACAGGGCUGCAUAGUCACUGUGUCUGAUUUAUAUGCCAUGAACUUUGAGCCAAGGACUACAAGAAACGAUAUCACUGGUGCUCUCUCUAAUCCUAAAGUCUUCAGUUAUGGGGUGGAAGCCUAUGAAGCCUGCAAGAAGAAGGCUCUGACCAGUGACAUCCUUGAGGAGCAGAAAAAGUUCCCGCUGUACUGGUUCAGUGUGCCAGCAAUUUUGAAGGGCUGGAUGGACAGGGUGCUGUGCCAAGGGUUUGCUUUCGAUGUCCCAGACUUCUAUGACACAGGAUUUCUCAAGGUAUGUACCCUGGGGAUAAGGAUUGCUACAGAUCCUUCCAGUGGGAGGAAGGCAUCUUUCAAUUUAUAUUUCUAGUUUGCAUCUUUGUAUUAGGUAAAUGGUCACUGAGCACUUACUGUGUGCACAGCACACUGCGCAUGCUUAAGUGCAUCCUUUUUAAGUUCAGAGAGCUUUUUGACAGUGGAGGAGGCACAUACACAUUAACCACACACAAGGCAAAGGAAAUAUGGAGCUGGAUGCUGCUGCGCAGGGGCUGAAAUGGGAAAUGACAUGAGCAGCAGGGUGCCAACUCUGUAACAGUUCACCUGCCUUGUACCAAUUCAUACCUCUGGGCUCUGUGUGCCCAUCUAGGGAAAAAAGUUGCAUAGCACCAGUGUUUUAAGGGAAAAGAGGUGUGUGGUACUUGGUGGGUGCCUGUGCAUAGUGGCUGUAAACUUGUACUGAGAGAAUUUCCUACUAAAAAAACAACUUUAAAUUCUCAAAGCCUCUGAAAAUAAGUGUAUACAAGGAAAAUGAACCAGGUAACCAAGAUGCUGUCCUUCAUUGCUUGGUCAUCCUAUGUGGGCCCCACUCACCAGCCACCUUCCCCCACA